This is a messenger RNA of Symbiodinium necroappetens, 846 nucleotides long. NCBI's taxonomy places the organism in Eukaryota, Dinophyceae, Suessiales, Symbiodiniaceae. The record is from the annotation of a GenBank genome assembly.
AUGGCUCGCACUUCCGCACUUUCCAAGGCCCUGCUCGCGGUGGGCGCGGUGUCAGUGCUGCAGCUUUUCCGUCACGAGGAGGCCUUCGUGCCUUCGAAGAUCCAGGGCCAGGCUGCUGCCUCCAUGGCCGCCGCGCUGAUGGCCGCCAGCGUCGCCGCCGGCCCCGCACAGGCGGAGUCCCCGAAGCUGUCCUUCUUCGGCUUGGGCGGCGGCGUCUCGGAUGUCUACAACCAGAACGACAACCCCGUCAACCCCUACUCGCAGUUCAGCGAGGUGGGCUCCGACUCUGUCUACAAGGCCCGCACUGAUCAGGAGGUGGCCAGGAGGAAGAAGGCCCUUACUGCGGCCUUUGAGCGAUUCGACAAGACCGCAUUCUACAUCAAGACGAAGCAGUCCCAGCAGUUGACCUCCAACCUUCAGGAGGCCGCCGGCUUCAAGCAGGACGGCAGCCUGCUCGCACGCAUGCAUGCUGGAUGCAUGUCUGUUUGUCUGUCUGUCUGUCUCUCUGUCUGUCCUUCUCUGUCUCUGUUUGUCUCUGUCUGGCUCUUGCAUAUCUCUCCGCCCGUCUCUCUGUGUGUCUCUCUGUCUGUCCCUCUCGCUGUCUCUGUCUCUGUGUCUCUCUGUCCGUGUCUGUCUGUGUGCCUGUCGGUCUGUCUGUGUAAAUGUAUAUCUGUCAGUAUGCAUAUAUACAUGUACGAUGUAUGGUCUGGUCUGGUUUGUUGUGGUGCGGCAUGGUGUGGUAUGGGAUGGUAUGGUCCGGGAAAAUGUGUGUGUGUGUGUGUUUGUGUUUGUGUGUGUGUGCGUGUGUCUGUAUGUAUGCAUGUAUGUAUGUAUGUACGUAUGUAA